This is a messenger RNA of Ctenopharyngodon idella (grass carp), 5379 nucleotides long. RefSeq names its product salt-inducible kinase 2a (gene sik2a). Gene Ontology annotation, cellular component: cytoplasm. The transcript has 15 exons. Gene Ontology annotation, molecular function: ATP binding; protein serine/threonine kinase activity; tau-protein kinase activity. The record is from RefSeq and is a predicted model, not a curated record. The coding region runs from base 254 to 2806 and encodes 850 amino acids. Gene Ontology annotation, biological process: protein phosphorylation; intracellular signal transduction; microtubule cytoskeleton organization. NCBI's taxonomy places the organism in Eukaryota, Metazoa, Chordata, Actinopteri, Cypriniformes, Xenocyprididae.
GCAUGUCGAGCGCCAGAACAUCAUUCCUCAUGCCGAGCAUCAGAGUGGAAUGCGCUCUCAUUUCAGUCAUGUAGAGCGCUUAUCUGGCAACGAAGAAAUGUGCAGGAGCCCUUGGCACCCAUAUGCCCCAUUUGCAUUUUAGCUUUGGCAUUAGAAGCAUAAUCAUACCCGCCACUUCAAUUGCUUUGUAAGAGCAGGUGAAGGUGGCCAAAUCAUCCACACACCUCUUUAUCCAGUAGUUCACUAGAAAACUAUGGUCAUGGCCGCCCAGGACCAAAAGCCGUCGCAGCGGGCUCCGGUUCGCGUGGGAUUUUAUGAUAUUGAGCGCACGCUGGGGAAAGGCAAUUUUGCAGUUGUGAAGCUGGCGAGACAUCGCAUCACAAAAUCUGAGGUGGCUAUUAAGAUUAUAGACAAGACCCAGCUAGAUGCAGUGAACCUGGAGAAGAUCUACAGGGAAGUGGAAAUCAUGAAGCUGCUGGACCAUCCUCACAUCAUCAAGCUUUACCAGGUCAUGGAGACCAAAAACAUGCUCUAUCUAGUCACAGAAUAUGCCAGAAAUGGAGAGAUAUUUGACUACCUGGCCAGCCGCGGGCGGCUCAGCGAGAUGGAUGCGAGGAGGAAGUUCUGGCAGAUCCUUUCAGCGGUGGAGUACUGCCACGAACGCAAUAUUGUUCACAGAGACCUGAAGGCUGAGAACUUGUUACUGGAUGCUCACAUGAAUAUGAAGAUAGCAGAUUUUGGCUUUGGAAACUUCUUCCGUCCUGGGGAACCUCUGACCACUUGGUGUGGAAGCCCUCCGUAUGCGGCUCCAGAGGUGUUUGAGGGUCAACAGUAUGAGGGUCCGCAACUGGACAUCUGGAGUAUGGGGGUGGUUUUGUACGUGUUAGUGUGUGGCACUCUUCCAUUUGACGGCCCUAGCCUUCCUGUCCUCAGACAGAGGGUCCUGGAGGGUCGUUUCCGCAUCCCCUACUUCAUGAGUGAGGACUGUGAGCACCUGAUCAGGAAGAUGUUGGUUCUAGAUCCAGCCAGGCGUUUGUCCCUGAGUCAGAUCAAAGAACAUCGCUGGAUGGUGCAGGAGGUCCCGUCCCAGCGGCCUGUGCUCUACAGACAGGGUUUGCUCUGCGAGAGCAAAUCAGGCUUGGGUGAGCACAGUGAGCAAGUGCUCCGACUCAUGCACAGCCUGGGCAUCGACCAGCAGAAGACUAUUGAGUCUCUCCAGAACAAAAGCUAUAACCACUUUGCUGCUAUCUACUACCUGCUUGUGGAGCGGUUGAAAGCGCAUCGCAGCAGUUUCCCUGUGGAACAGCGUUUGCACGCCAGCCAGCGCCGCCCUAGCACCGUCGCAGAGCAGACUGUUGUCAAGACCAUGGUGGUUCCCUCCCAAGCAUGCGUCCCUCCGCAGGCAGCACGUCACCUGCGUUCACCUGUUCUGCUGCAGUCCACCACAGACACAUUUACCUUCCCACAAACCCCUGCUUCCCCAGAUCAGACGCUCAUGGAGGAAGACGUGGCCACUCCCAAGGUGGAUGGCUGCUUACUGGACCCACUCCCUCCAGUCGUUGUCCGCAAAGUCAGCGGCUCGCUGCCUAGCAACGUCAUGGAGACGUCCAUUGAUGAGGGCAUUGAGGCAGAGGAGGAGCACGCUGUGCCCCUUGCCGCCUUUCAUACAGCUCGCUUCAGUCAGCGCCGGCAUACACUGUCUGAGGUCACCAACCAACCUGCUGUGCUGCCCAUCACAGGUCUGAACCCGUCCCUCGGCAGCAUGGACUCAGAGUACAGCAUGGGUUCAACACAAAGUGACUUCAGUUUGCCUGAAGAGAAUCCAACUCUAAAGGACGCAUUAAGCACUACACCUGCCAGCUCCACAGCUCCAGUCUUCCUCGGCAUGAAGCCCCCCGAACCCACCCUGCAGCCGCUCAACACAGAGGGGCGGGACGCUCAUAAUCACUCACUAGUCAGUUUCAGAGAGGGGCGAAGGGCUUCAGACACAUCUCUCACACAAGGUUUAGUGGCAUUCAGACAGCACCUUCAGAACCUGGCCAGGACCAAGGGCUUCCUGGAGCUGAAUAAAGCCCAGAUAGUGUUAGGAGAUGGUGGAGGCGGCGGUGGCGGCAACCCCACCAUCAGUCCACAGGACUAUCCAUUUAGCCACCAGGGAGAAGGACGCCAAUGUCUAAGUGGAAAAGAUACGUCAACAUUCACUGGAAAAAUGCACCCUUAUUUGCUAUCCAGGAGACAGAGUUUGGAGACACAGUACCUCGCUCAGCGACUGCAGAGGGCCAGUCAGUUGGCAAGCGGUCUUGGAAGUGGGCAGAUGUUUUGUAAAGAGGCUGCACCUCGCACUUUAGAGCAACAACUCCAGGAGCACAGACUGCAGCAGAAGAGGCUCUAUCUCCAGAAGCAGUCUCAGGUACAGGCCUACUUCCACCAGAUGCAGCUGGCAGAGGAUGGUUACCCCCCUCCCCAGGACUGCAGAGACCCCCAGAACAGCAGCAGUCCCCUGUCCAGCCCUCCCUUCACACGGACCCAAACCCUAACCCCUUUUCUGGAGCCCGGCACCUCGUCCCUGACGUACGGCCCCAAGUCAGCCCGCUUCCCAGACUGGCCUCCACCGCCAGACAAUCAAACAAACUACACCCCAUCCCUCCCUACAGAGCCCCUGUAUGCAUGGAGUCCUGCCCAACCGCCUCUCCCUCCGGGCAAAGCAGAGAGCCCCUCGGCACAACCCGCACCUGAAGCCCCUUUCCUGGACUGCGAGGUGAUGGAGACCGUAGAGGCCCCACAAGGGUGUGUACUCGUAAACUAAAUGUGAAAUAAAGCACUCUGAGGCUGGCUCUCAGACACAAGUGUGGUAAAAGCGCCCUCAGGGACGAACAAGAUGCCAUGGUUUGGGUCACAUCUUAUAGAUGCUACAGAUGUGCACUUGAUCCUGUGGUAGACCCUUACAGACCUUCAUUUUCAGUGUUUGUGAGAUGCGCUAGUGUCCUGAAAUGUUUUUUUUUUUUUUUUUUUUUUUCCCGGUAAGCACAUAUGAAAUGUAGUGCAGCUACCCUAGAGUUUAAAAAUCAGUAUUAAAGCAAUAUUCCUUUUCCUAUAUAAUACUCUAGAGUUCUACGAGUUUCAGUGUUUUUAAUAAGUAGUUUGUUUCAUCCUUAAAUGAUCAGUAGCUACUCAAGUUUUCACUAUUAGUAUUGUGUGAUUUUUAAAUAAUAGAUCAUUAACAGAAAUGUGUAAAUAUUAGGAUGUUUCUAAGGGAUAAAAAAGAAUUAUUAGAAAUAGAGUCAACAUGAAACACCAUUCAGAGCAUUAUUUCCUAAGUAAAAUUAUGUAAUUGUGAGUGAAACUGGUAUUAAACAAGAACAAAAUAUAGAGCGAGAGCUGAGUACCAGUAAGAGGCCUUUCACACAGAACAUGUUUUUGUAUUGAAAAAUGUGAGACACAAGCAGUGGAAUGAAAAAAAUGCAAGGUCUUUUUUUUUUUUUUUUUUUUUAAGUUUAAAAGACCUUUUUCUAAAUUGAGUGUCAUGACGCUGCAAAGGAUGCAAGUGCAAUGGUCAAAGUCAUCCGUCUAACCGGUGAUGGAAAUGGCAGUGGAAGGCAAAAACGCAUACUGUGUGAAUGGCCCCUAACAGUUUACAAUAAGAUUCAAAUUGUAAACAUUUGUUAAUUACAUAUAAAUGAACAAACUAUAAUUUGCAGCAUUUAUUAAUCUAGGUUAAUGUUAAUUUAGACAUAAAUCAGUUGAAAAUGUAUGAUUUAUAUUCACAUAAAUUAACAUCAUGAACAAACAUGAAUUAACAAUACACAAAAGUAUAUUUACAACAUUAACAUUAACCAAGAUUAAUAAAUGCUGUAAAAUAUUGUUACUCACUUGUUAAUUCAUGAUACCUAAAGCAGUAAUUAAUGGUAACAAAUUAAAACAUUUCAAGUAGGCUUGCUGCGAUAAUCGGUGUUAACUUUGUUCAGCUGCAACACCGAUUACGUCACUUGCCCAUCGCUGCACCGCAAUUAGACACUACAAAAAACAGACACUACAAUUAAAAACUAAACAUGUCCGCUCAAUUCAGCGUGAGCAGAACAAGAGUCGCAGCACAGAUCAGCAGCAGGAGUCAGAUUUCACCUCACUUUGCCCAUUUUGCUUCACUCCUGACUGACAAGACGAUGGCGGAAGAUUUGGUUUCAAAGCAAAAUGUAAAAGCGCCUUUUUAAGCGAGUUUGUCAUUGUACUGUUUUGUUGUGUUUUUCAUUAAGAAUAAUAAUGAACUCACCAUUCAAGCAAUUGCCGCCCCCGAAUUGCCACUAAUUCCUAUGGAAGCUUAGGAAUUAAUUGAAAACGCUCGCUCUGCUCUGCGCCAGUGGACACGUACCAUUAGCGGAAAUUUUCCUUACUGACACAUCCCUAAUUUCAAGUAUUACCACAUUGCCUGAACAGCUGUUUGACUGCUGCUUAAAAUUAACCAAUUAGCAUGCAUGACCUAGGUGAUGUCAGCAGACAAACGUUGUCUUAAUGAUAAAAGAUUACAAAAACAAAUCAUCUGUGGAAUAUGUACAGAUGCUUGUGCACAAUAAGACCAAACAACGUGUUAAAGUAAGUAAGGUUAAUUUUGAUUUCAUGUUGACUUUAAAAUUACAUUACCUAUUUUAGACUCUUCGAAGUGGACUGGAGAAGUAGAAAAGAACAAGGUUACAGUACAUGUUUUUUCCGCCAGUAUGUUUGCUUUAAGAGCCACUGUAAACAUUCAGUCUUGAGAUACAAGGAUUAAACCAAUCAGAAUCAACAUACAAUGAUCUCACACAGCGUGCACUACUGCUCAAACUGAUUUUUUUUUUUUUUUUAGAAACUUAAGUGUUGUGCCUUUCAAUUCUUGUUGUUCCUUUUGAAGAAUGUCUGUUUUUAGAUUUAAUUCUUCAAGUAAAGCUUCCGGUUUGGAAAUGCAGUAUAAAGUACCCUCUUUUGACAGAUACCUUGAACCAAAGUCUCCAUUUAGGUUCUAUUUUGAAAUCCACUAUGUGGAUUUUUUUGGAACCAGCUACAUGAGAUAGUUGUCAUGGUCCUACAGUAUAUUAAAAAGUAUAGCAAUAUCUAGAGAAAUAGUUCUGAUGUUCAAAAUAUGAGUGUUGGUAGUGAGUGUUGUCAUUUUAUGCCUUUGAAGGAAAAAGAUCUUAUCGUGACUAUUUAGAAUUUGUAGUCAGAUUUUUUGACUAGUGUUGAUAUUAAUACUGACAUUGAAAAGUGAACUGUUUUGUUAUAGUCGUUUUUCAGUGAUAAAAUGUUUCCCGAUAUGUAAUCACAAUAUGAAUUUUGUUAUAUUCAGUUGAAAAUGCUGAGUUCCUUGCACAAGGGGAAAUAAAGGUCACACUCUCCUUGAGUGAAAACAUU